Molecule: messenger RNA, 618 nt
Organism: Penicillium canariense
Lineage: Eukaryota; Fungi; Ascomycota; Eurotiomycetes; Eurotiales; Aspergillaceae
Gene: rab7
Product: Rab family GTPase YPT7
Exons: 6
Coding region: 1-618 (205 amino acids)
Biological process (GO): regulation of vacuole fusion, non-autophagic
Cellular component (GO): late endosome; vacuole; phagocytic vesicle
Molecular function (GO): GTP binding; GTPase activity
Source: RefSeq, a predicted model, not a curated record
AUGGCGUCACGAAAGAAGGUCCUCCUCAAGGUUAUCAUACUUGGUGAUAGCGGCGUUGGCAAAACAAGCUUGAUGAACCAAUAUGUCAACAAGAAGUUCAGUGGGAGCUACAAGGCGACUAUUGGCGCGGACUUCCUCACCAAGGAGGUCCUUGUCGAUGACCGGCUGGUGACGAUGCAGAUCUGGGAUACCGCUGGUCAGGAACGGUUCCAGUCACUAGGUGUCGCAUUCUACCGAGGAGCCGACUGCUGCGUGUUGGUCUACGACGUGAACAACUCGAAGAGUUUCGAGGCGCUCGACAGCUGGCGGGAUGAGUUUUUGAUCCAAGCUAGCCCGCGUGAUCCCGAGAGCUUCCCUUUUGUGGUCAUCGGCAACAAGAUCGAUGUUGAGGAAAACAAGCGGAUGAUCUCUUCGAAACGAGCUAUGACAUUCUGCCAGUCCAAGGGCAACAUCCCGUACUUCGAGACCAGCGCCAAGGAAGCCCUCAACGUUGAGCAGGCAUUCGAAGUCAUCGCCCGGAGUGCACUUGCGCAGGAAGAGGCGGAGGAGUUCAGUGGUGAAUUCAGUGACCCGAUCAACAUCCAUCUGGACAAUGAGCGUGAUGGUUGUGCCUGUUGA